UUUGCUUUGUUACGAGCCGCCUACAGUUAGUCUUCUCAGCCUGACAUAUGGUAACGACGGGGAAAAGGAAGAUUCCGGACCGCAUGAACAAAACAAAAGAUUAAACCCAAUCGUAGAUCUUGCCUCCAACAGUGAAACCCCCCCUCCCAUUUAUCAAGUCACAAGACAUUACCCUAUCCAAAUACCUUUCUUGAGACAAUCCAUACAAACACAAAGAAAAGAAAGAAAAAAAAAUGGCAGCUCCAACACAAACCAAAGACCUUAUAACCUGCCACGUCCUCGACCAGACCCGCGGUCAACCCGCGCGGGGUAUGCGCGUGCGCCUGGAGCUGACGCCCUCGACAUCCUCUUUUGCGCCCAACUCAUCAUCUUCAUCUACUUCAAACAUCAAUAACAACAACGCCGACGCCCCCACGGCAACACUCCACCACCACCAUCACCCGUCAGCGCCGGCAAAGACUUUCGAGUCUCAGACCGACGACGACGGCCGCGUCAAGACUUGGCUGCCCUACAGCGCCGACAACGACAGCGGCGAGGUCCCGGUCUACACUCUCGACGAUGUCUUGGGGGAGCUGGCCGCCGCUGGCAAGAGCAGGUGGACCCUGAGGUUCGACACGGGCUCCUACUUUGGGGCAGGCAACACCUUCUUUCCCGAGGUCGCUGUCGUUUUCGAGGUCCAGCCCGGCCAGAAUUACCAUGUUCCGCUGUUGCUGAGUCCUUACGGGUACAGCACAUAUCGUGGAAGCUAAACUUGAGAGAUUACAUCAAAGAUGUGCUGGCAUGGGUUGCGGGGUGUGAUAUCAGUGUGCUCCAUUCUGAGAUAUAUUAAUCGUAACUUUUGUCAUUAACCAUAGUGUUUGGGCAAUAUCGCCUUCACGUUUGUGUCCAUCCCAGAAACAGACACCGAAAAGGCACUCGCUAUGCCUCAAUCUAAAACUUAACGCCAAACUAUACCUGUGAGUAUGUAUAAUUGAUGCAUGCGUGGGAGACCG
Molecule: messenger RNA, 992 nt
Organism: Pyricularia oryzae 70-15
Lineage: Eukaryota; Fungi; Ascomycota; Sordariomycetes; Magnaporthales; Pyriculariaceae
Product: hydroxyisourate hydrolase
Exons: 1
Coding region: 234-749 (171 amino acids)
Biological process (GO): purine nucleobase metabolic process
Source: RefSeq, a predicted model, not a curated record